AUGUACUCUUCGUCGAAUUCUUUCCUGGGCGGCGCCAACAGCGCUCGUCCAGGGCAGCAGCCGCCUUACUUGCAGCAGCCUACGUACUCGCAGUUCACUCCUGGUCAGCAGCAGCCGCAACCUGGAUUUGCCCCUCAACCUACUGGAUAUGCGCCUCAAUUGUCAGGAUUGGGAGCUUCCCAGUUACAACCUCAAGCAACGGGAUUUCCAGCUAGCCAGCUACAGCCCCAGUUCACAGGCUUUCCUGGCGCUACGCCGGUGCCGCAACAGCAGCCGACAGGCUUCCAGACAUCCGUUCAACAACCCCAAUUUACAGGAUAUCCUCCCCAGAGCCAGCCCCCGCAGCUCCAGGUCCCUUCGAGUACUGGACUCCCCGUUCGACCGGUUCCAAAGACAUCGUCCGCGAUAGCAGACUCGUUCAACGAUGGCCCGGCCCCUCAACCUCCGCCCAAGUCCUCUUCGGGCAACAAGAUUCCCAAUAUUCGGUUGUCCUUCAUCACUGCGCAAGAUCAAGCCAAAUUUGAACAGCUUUUCAAGUCUGCAGUUGGCGAUAACAAGACCAUGGACGGAGAAAAGGCGAAAGAGCUCCUUUUGCGAUCGAAUCUUUCAGGAGGCGAUUUGUCGAGAGUUUGGGUUUUGUCGGAUUCCACGAAAUCUGGGCAGUUGUUCUUUCCGGAGUUCGCUUUGGCGAUGUAUCUAUGUAACUUGAGGAUUACAGGCAGAGAUCUCCCCCACGCUCUCCCUGAGACCAUUAAAAACGAGGUUUCAAGCAUGGUAGACAUCAUUUCUUUCCAGGUUCCCGACACUCAGCCGGAGCCUGCUUUCAGAACGAAUGUCCCCAACUUUGAUGCCCCGUUGUUGGAGAAUAAAGCUACACCCCCUGCUCCUCAACAACCGCAGCCGCAGCAACCAACAAACACGCAUCUCCUCACACAGCUCACCGCACAGCCUACUGGUUUCAUUCCCCAAGCAACUGGUUUUCAACCAAACCAGCAGCCAGGCCAGAACUCGAGCCUCGCCCCGCAAGCUACAGGAUUUCCCGGCCAGUCGCAGCAGUUUCUACAGCCACAACCGACAGGAUUCAUGACAAAUCCCCAGCCAACUGGUUACAGUGGGCCUCGACCCCCACUCCCGCCCAUGCCCACGGGCUUUGGAUCGAAUCUGAGCCCGGCCCAGACAGGUGGACUGGUCGCACAGCCUACUGGUAUUCCAGGCCAAUGGGGCUUUGUCAAUGCUCCAGCGACAGGGCUGCCCAAUAUCGAGGCUUUGAAGCAGCAGCUUAUGCCUCAGCCCGGUCGGGAGGGUGGUUUCUCAACUGCCGGUCUUUCUGGAAAUGCCACCAUUCCUUGGGCAAUCACCAAAGAGGAGAAGAAGAUUUACGAUGACCUUUUUCGGGUAUGGGAUGGUUUUCACAAAGGUUUCAUUGGUGGCGACACUGCCAUUGAGAUCAUGGGCCAGAGUGGCCUGAACCAGAAGGACUUAGAACGUAUCUGGACCUUGGCAGAUCCAAACAACAGGGGCAGACUCAACAUGGAUGAAUUUGCUGUGGCUAUGCAUUUGAUCUAUAGAACCCUCAAUGGGUAUCCGGUCCCGAGCCGAUUGCCACCAGAGCUUGUUCCGCCAUCCACGAAGAACCUCAACGACUCUAUAGGUACGGUGAAGUCGCUUCUUUCGCGAGACGCCGAGAGCCGGAAGGCCUCCGGUGCGUUCUUGCAGCCUCAGAAGACUGGCGUUAGUUACCUCAAAGAGCAUUCCUUCCGUGGUGGUGCGGCAUCGCCAGGAUUUGGCCGCAAAGAUGCCACGAUGUUCAAGAACAACGAUGAUGCUUCUGCGGGUUAUCGGUCAAGUGCUCGCCGUCGUGUUGGAAAUAGUGGUAGGGCUUCGCCUGCCACCGCGCAAGCAUCUGAAGAUGAACUGUCUGUCGAGCAAUUGAAGAAGAAGAUUCGUGAAACUAAGGUUAUGCUGGAUGCAGUCGACUUCCAGGAUGAAAAUCGGGCAGAGGAAGAGGAUGAAUUGGACCGCAGAGAUCGUCGGGAAGCAGAAAGUUUGAUGGAUCGGAUCCGACGUGUGCAGGAUGAUCUUGACACGCACCCCAACGCAUCAUUCCGGAAUCUUGAUAGCGGCGCCGACCGGCGAUCCUUGCGUCGUCAGUUGCAGGCCUACGAGGAUCAAGUUCCGCAGGUGGCGUCAGAUGUACGGAGAAUUGAACGUGACAUUGCUGAGGCUAAGCUUGAGCUUUUCCGUCUGAAAGACGCAAAAGCGCACCCGAACAGUGCCUCAAACAUUGUCGGUACAGGACCUGGGGGUACAAUUACAGAGGCAGACCGCAUCAAGGCACGUGCUCGUGCCAGGAUGCAAGCCCGUGCUGCUGAGCUUGCUGGAAGACCUCCACCUGCAACCCAAGACGACGACGGCGCUGCAGCUCGUCGCCUUGAGGCGGAAAACGCUAACAUCAAAGCGGACAGAGAAAGAAACGAUACCAUGACCCGCGAUGUAGAAGAUAGCGUGAAAGAUUUUGCUCGGAGUCUUGAGGACAGUCUCAAAGACGAAGGUGAGAGUUCAACACGUGAGCAUGAAAAGAGACGAUGGGAGGAUGCCUUGGGUGUUGAGGACACGAUUCGAGAUUUCAUCUACGAUCUCAAGCGCAACAGCCGGACUGCCCAUAUUCGCAAAGAAGAGUCAUCGCGGCCAUCAUUUACUCAGGAAGAGCAGCCGCAAUAUGGUACAUUGUCUACAGAAAGCCCUGUGGGUGCUGCUCGGGCUUCUCCUGCGCCAUCCACCGGAUCUACAGGCACACAUGAAGACCGUGUGGCUGCUGCCAGAGAACGGGCUCAAAAACGUAUCGCUGAACGCAUGGCAGCUGCUGGCCUCAAACCACACAGUGAUGCGGGAGAAACCCUUCUCCAACGCCAAGAACGAGAGAAGAAAGAGCGUGAAGAACGGUUGAGGCGCGCAGAGGAGGACGAUGCUAAAAGGGAGCAAGAAAGACAACGUCGUCUUGCUGCAGAACAAGGUGGACCAGCAAAACCAGCUGUUAAGCCCGUGGGCAAGAAGCCCCCGCCAGCACCACCUUCCCGGAGGGGUGGAGCAGAGAGUGUCGGCCAGGCCGAUACUAAGAAGGCAGAAGACGCUGCUAAAGCAGAGCAAGCUGCACGAGAACAAGCUCUCAGGGGGGAACAGCAAGCACAGGAACAGGAAACGUCACGUCUUGAGAAUGAGGCUAGAGAACGAGAAGAUGAGCUCAGGAAAGACCAGGAAGCGCAGCAAGCUCGUCUUCGUGCCCUUGAAGAGCAGGUCCGGCAAGGAAAAAUCAAGAAACAGGAAGAAAGGCGCCGUAAAGAGGAGGCCAGCAAGUCAGCUAAGGAACAAGAAGAUAAGCUUGCCGCUCAACGAGCUGAACUGGAAAUGGCGAGAGAGCGGGAGCGACAGCUUCAGUUGGAGUUGGAAGGCCUCGACGAAGAGAGUUCCUCGGAUGAUGAAGGCCCCGAAAACAUCACUCCCCAGGAUAGCACACCCACGCAAAGCCAGGUCCUCCCACCAACAAAUGAACCGGAAGCUCCUCCUGCUCCCGCCCCCGAACCAGAAAAGGCGGCAAGUCCUGAGCCCAGCUCGCCCGCUCCUGCUAGUUUUAGCCCAGAGACAGAAUCCAGGAAUCCUUACUUCAGGAGAAUAAGUCAGCAUGCUGAUUCUCCGGCGACUCCACCUGUGCCCCAAACUUCCGUUACUUCGCCCAAGUCUGAUGCCCAGUCUACCAAUCCUUUCCAUCGUUUGGCACAGCAGGAAAGCUCCAAGCCCACUUUUACCGCAGCAGUGCCCUUGGAACGCAAAUCCCGUGCUCGUCCAGAAGAGGACGACUGGUCCGCAGCAGGAUCGGAGUUUGAUUCGUCUGAGGACGAGGAUGAUGAUCGGCCUGGUGGUGGUAGCGCAAAGCAGCUUGCCAGUAUUCUUUUUGGUACCAUGGCGCCCCCGCGACCUUUGAGCGCCAUGGAUGACAAGUCCCAGUCAGCUACACCCGUGCAGGACACUCCAACAUCUCCUCCGGCAGCUCCUGAGUCCAAUGAAGAACCUUCAGCGCCUUCCGCUGCUCCUCCACCGCCACCUCCGCCACCGGCUCCUCCCGCUGCUCCGGGCUCCGCUCCGCCACCACCACCCGCCCCUCCAAUGGCACCACCUGCACCUCCCGCUCCGCCAGCACCUCCAGCACCACCAGGGAUGGCUCCCCCACCGGCUCCAACCGCAGCAGCAGGUUCAGGCGAUCGAGGUGCACUCUUAGCCUCUAUCCAAGCCGGCAAGGGUCUUCGCAAGGUUCAGACAAAUGACCGCAGUACCAGUUCUUCUGCGGGCCGCAUACUUUAG
Aspergillus wentii DTO 134E9 is the source of this 4356-nucleotide messenger RNA. RefSeq names its product actin cytoskeleton-regulatory complex protein PAN1 (gene pan1). NCBI's taxonomy places the organism in Eukaryota, Fungi, Ascomycota, Eurotiomycetes, Eurotiales, Aspergillaceae. Gene Ontology annotation, molecular function: actin binding; calcium ion binding. Gene Ontology annotation, biological process: endosomal transport; endocytosis. Gene Ontology annotation, cellular component: plasma membrane; cytoplasm. The transcript is spliced from 5 exons. The coding region runs from base 1 to 4356 and encodes 1451 amino acids. The record is from RefSeq and is a predicted model, not a curated record.